Molecule: messenger RNA, 618 nt
Organism: Rotaria sp. Silwood1
Lineage: Eukaryota; Metazoa; Rotifera; Eurotatoria; Philodinida; Philodinidae
Source: the annotation of a GenBank genome assembly
AUGCCGUUAUUUAAGAAAGUAGCAAUAUGUGAUCUUUCUAAAAAAUACGGAGACCAACAGCGUGGCAUGGUAACACUUGAACUUAUUUAUCAAGGUGAAAAAGUUUACGAGUGUGAUCCUGCAACAUGCAGUUACUAUCCAGAUGAUAAUCUACGAUUCAAAUUUACUCGAAAAAAACUUGUUGGAUUGAUGGAAAUGUAUCCACAAGCAUCUGAAUAUAUUCGAAACUAUGCUGUUAUGAUCGAAGACGAUUUCUUCGCUCUUCCAUACUGUACUCUUACACAAGAACUGACCGAUGAAUGUGCUUUGUUCAAUCAUUCGUGUGAGCCUAAUUGUGAUGUUGAAGGACCGAGUAAUGGUUGGAUAAUAACAGCCCGACGUGAUAUUAAGGUCGGAGAAGAAUUGACUAUUCAUUAUGGUAUCUUCGAAACUGAAAACAGUCUUAUGGCAGGUACUCAAUGCAUGUGUAGUGCCGAUAAUUGUGUAGGUCAACUUCGAUUUGAUUUUUGGCGCGAUCAUGAAUGGCAACGCAAAUUUGAACAUAUGGCAAGUCCAUACAUUCAGAAGAAGAUUCGUGAAUUGCGCACAACGGCAUCGGAUCAAAACGGUUCCGAUUAA